This is a messenger RNA of Sesamum indicum (sesame), 1100 nucleotides long. Its product is annotated as transcription factor MYB108. NCBI's taxonomy places the organism in Eukaryota, Viridiplantae, Streptophyta, Magnoliopsida, Lamiales, Pedaliaceae. Gene Ontology annotation, cellular component: nucleus. Gene Ontology annotation, molecular function: DNA-binding transcription factor activity; sequence-specific DNA binding. Gene Ontology annotation, biological process: regulation of DNA-templated transcription. The record is from RefSeq and is a predicted model, not a curated record.
CACCUUCUCUAUCCUCUUACAUCCUCUCUCUCUCUCUCUCUCUCAUAUAUAUCCCACCAAUUGCAAAUUCAAGAUCAAAGAGUUGUUCUCUUCAAUAUCAUCGUCAUCAUCAUCAACCUUGUUUCGAUCAAUCAUCCAUCCCUCCAUCCAUCAAGAAAGAUAUGGAGCAAGGUGACGGUAGUAGAGUUGGAAACGUGGACGUCCAAAGUGAGGAAGAAAACAACAACAUGGACCUCAGAAGAGGGCCAUGGACGGUUGAAGAAGACUUCACCCUCAUCAACUACAUAGCUCAUCAUGGCGAAGGCCGAUGGAAUUCUCUCGCUCGCUCUGCAGGUCUGAAAAGAACUGGGAAGAGCUGCAGAUUGAGAUGGCUCAACUAUUUGCGCCCCGAUGUUCGACGUGGGAAUAUCACUCUCGAAGAACAGCUUUUGAUUCUUGAACUUCAUUCUCGAUGGGGCAAUAGGUGGUCGAAAAUUGCUCAGCAUUUGCCUGGUAGAACCGACAAUGAGAUCAAGAAUUACUGGAGGACACGGGUCCAAAAGCAUGCUAAGCAGCUCAAAUGUGACGUCAACAGCAAGCAAUUUAAGGACACCAUGCGUUACCUCUGGAUGCCAAGAUUAGUUGAGAGAAUCCAAGCUGCCGCCGCUGCCUCCUCCACCACCGCCACUACUACUUACCACAUCAACAACCAAAACAGUAGUAAUCUUAACAUGGGUCAGAACCAGAUUUUGCUGCCACACCCGAAUAAUAUCGGCGGAGUUCAUACCUAUACGCCGGAAAAUUCCAGCGCCGCCGCAUCCUCGGAAUCCUUUGGGACGCCGGUUUCUGAGCUGACGGAGUGUUACAAUAACUAUCCAGCAGUUCAUAAUAGUAAUAAUCAGGGAAACAAUCAAGAUUAUUAUCCAGCGAAUCAGCUUUCUUAUGGCGAUCAAUCUCUGACCAGCCCCACCGCAGGUUAUAAUUUUAACCAAGGGUUGGAUUUUAUGGAGCAAAACAGUGAAUGGAUGGAGGGCGGAGAUGGAUCAGACAACUUGUGGAAUGUUGAUGACAUGUGGUUCUUACAACAGCAAUUCAACAUCAGCAACGUUUAAAACAUGGAA